CAGAUGAGACGGUGCACGCGCCCUGCCGGCGAGAUGGUCGCGCGGAACAUUAAUCAACCAGCCCCUAACGCUCACAUAUAUCUCUUGCAGUAAAACUCCCAGCGCUUCUCAUCUCGUCAGUGAGUCGAGAGUUCCAAGAUGAAUUCCACCGAGACCAGCUUCGAUUUCAAUCGAUCAACACCAAUAUUCAGCAUCGGCACAAAUUUCAUUACCCAAUGGAAAAUUCAGAAGCUGAAACAGAAAGCCUGCGCCUACUACUCCACGUACGAGGAAUGCCAGACCAACGUUCUUCUCAACAACGUUACCAACAUAACCGGAAUGUAUAUUUACAAUGGCAGCAUUGAGAGCAUUUUCAUCGACCCAAGUCCGCCAGAAGUGAUCCCGCCUUUCCCGUUGUGGAUGGCAAUUAUCUUCGCCACGUGUUUGGUGAUGGUGAUCCUGCUCACCGUCAGUGGUAAUGUGCUGGUGCUACUCGCUUUCCUCGUUGACAGAACAAUACGUCAGCCAAGUAACUACUUCAUCGCGUCCCUAGCUGCCACCGAUUUGCUGAUUGGAACUUUAUCACUCCCGUUUUACACCGACUACGUAUUAAAAGGAUAUUGGCAUCUUGGACCACUUCUUUGCGACCUCUGGCUAUCAGUUGAUUACACAGUAUGUCUAGUGUCUCAAUACACUGUACUACUAAUUACGGUCGACCGAUUUUGUAGCGUCAAAAUAGCAACUAGAUACAGAGCAUGGAGAACCAAGAACCGAGUCAUCUGGAUGGUCACGGUGACGUGGUUGAUACCUGCUAUACUAUUUUUUACAACCAUAUUUGGAUGGGAGCAUUUCGUUGGCUACCGAGAUUUACAAGAGGGCGAAUGCGCAGUACAAUUUCUAAAAGAUCCCGUUUUCAACACUGCUUUGAUUAUAGGGUACUACUGGACCACGCUUUUUGUUUUGAUUAUCUUGUACGCUGGGAUUUUCAAAACAGCGUACGAUAUGCAAAAGAAAAGUGAAGCUAAGCAGAGAAAAAUGCAGUCUAUGGUGGCUUUGAGUGCCGGAGUUAUGUCAGGAAUGGCUGGACGAGCAGCUGGAGUAUCAGGACUGUCGAACACAGGAAUAUCCAGUGAGGAACAAGUUAAAGCAUCUGAUGUAAUUCGUAAAGACUCCACAUCAAAAGGAUCGUUAGCAGCUCCACUUCUCACGUUAGGUGGCUCGACUGACUCGAACUCUAGCCAGAAGUCGUCUGCACAUAAAAGCAGUGCUACUGGUACAAACACAUCAACAACCGCUGAUUCAGAUGAGAGAAAAGAGGACCAUGUAGAACAAGAGAGAUCGAGUAGCCCUGCAUUUGAUUCCGAUGACGAAAGUACUACUCAAUCUAACAUCAAAAAGCGACCUUCUGUAGCCAACUUAGUAAUGCAGACGGGAGCAAUGCAGUUACUUAACAAUAUGCGAUUUAGUGGGGGAGUGCUGAUCAAGACCGAUUUGAGGCAAUCCCCUUUUGUGAAAAAUGAAUUAACAAAACCACAGACCUCUCUUUCACAAAUUUCUGAAAAAAGCUUACUGGACACAGACAACUACGACACACUAAGCCAUGGCCAAUCUUCCGUACCCGCUGCACCCCUCUCCACAGUCAGCUUCAUGUCUCCGUCUUCAUCAGGCAUCGGAACACCGUCCGACCAGCGCGAGGUAUCAACUACUAUUUUUCAAAGAAUCAUCACUCCUCCAUCAGAAUUCAGAUCUAGUCCAUCCAUUUCGGAGAGCCCCCCUUCUUGUUCAGAAUCAUCUAGAACUGGUAGAACGAGACUGGUAAAAGGUGACGGUACCACGUAUGACGUGUUAGUUGGCUUAGACGGUGCAGAUUUUCGAUAUAUGGACGAGAGCUCUGUCAUCGUACCGUCUCCUACUUACGAAAGUCCUCCAUCAUCAAUGACAUUUCCUACCGCGACUGAACCAUCUUCACCUCCGAAUCAAAAUUCUGGUAACGUAACGAAUACGUCAUUAUUGCAGGCUGCUCUCAUAAGAGCGACCGCAGAAGCCCAACUGACUCCACCCAAAAGUAGUAGCUCGCCUCCUCAGCCAAUAAAGGUUAACACCGAGGUAAGUCUCACAGCGGGCGAGCGGCCCAAGCCAGUGAUCACUCUCGUGGCGUCUACCUCCAACAAUAAUGAAACAAAGUCCACGAAGCGUUCCGAACUAAAAGAUUCUCCAUUAAAACUUAACCCCACGUUAAGCCCCGCUGUAGAAACUAGUGACAUAUCCACAAAUGCUGUAACUGGGUCGAGCCGAAGCAACUCUAAGAAAGAGUUCGUAAAAAGCAUAGGAAAGAAAUUAAAAGUUAAGCGAUCGAAACGGGACGGCUUUUUUCCGAGCAUCGGGCGACAAAAAUCGAAAUCGGAAAAUCGAGCUAGGAAAGCAUUCCGAACGAUUUCCUUUAUAUUAGGGGCGUUCGUUGUCUGUUGGACUCCUUACCAUAUCCUAGCACUUGUCGAAGGAUUUUGCACUAAUCCUCCGUGCAUCAACAAACACUUUUAUAUGUUCUCGUAUUUCCUGUGCUACGCGAACAGUCCUAUAAAUCCGUUUUGCUACGCACUGGCCAACCAGCAAUUCAAAAAAACAUUCACAAGACUACUACGAGGUGACUUUCACAUCACCUAGUCUAUGUACAUAGGUCACAGAAACGCGUGAAUCUAGACAAGACAUUCGUCUGAAUCUAUUACGCGUACAAUUGUGAUAUUUAUUAAAAAACAAUCUUACAAUAAGACAAUACAAGUAUUAAAAGAAGUCUUCUAAGCUUUUGAUGUGUAGGAACACUGUAUGUUAACAUGUGCUGAGUGUAUGAUGCGUAUGCUUUAUAAAAGCAAAAUCUGUUUGUAAUUAAUGUUGUAAUAUUAGUGUUUGUAAAUUUUCUUUCAUCUGAAAUGUUCAGAAGUGACAAUAAAUUCUUAUUAAUCAUGUAAAUAAAGGUGAAAAUCGAGUCUCUUCAUAUUUCUAGUCUGUAAGGGAAAUAUCAGUAACGAUAUCUUUUAUAGAUCUGUAUUAGAUUAUGAAAAAUUAGUCAAAUAAGCGAAAUUGAAUGUUGAAAUGCUGUUGAAAAAAUCGUGGAAUCUCAGAAAAUAAUGUGGUUUUUUAUUCUUUUUCUUUAUCGUAUUUUAUAGAUAAUGCUAUAAAGCUUUAAGCUCAGAGCCCAGCUAAAGCUUUUCAGCGUUUGAGGUCUUUGCGUAAGUACUUUAUCGGAAUCAUUUUUGUUGGCCUAAUAAUGUAAGUUAAGUAUAUUAUGUGGUUAGUGUAGUGUUAUUUAUUAGUCAUACUGUGUUCUCCAGUCUUAUUUAAGAUAAUAUCCAAUUAUGUAUAAUAUCA
This is a messenger RNA of Bombyx mori (domestic silkworm), 3345 nucleotides long. RefSeq names its product muscarinic acetylcholine receptor gar-2 (gene mAChR-B). The transcript is spliced from 5 exons. The record is from RefSeq and is a predicted model, not a curated record. Gene Ontology annotation, biological process: G protein-coupled receptor signaling pathway, coupled to cyclic nucleotide second messenger; synaptic transmission, cholinergic. The coding region runs from base 139 to 2643 and encodes 834 amino acids. Gene Ontology annotation, cellular component: dendrite; plasma membrane. Gene Ontology annotation, molecular function: G protein-coupled serotonin receptor activity; neurotransmitter receptor activity. Lineage: Eukaryota; Metazoa; Arthropoda; Insecta; Lepidoptera; Bombycidae.